AUGGAAAAACAGCACAUAUGCUUAUAUAUAAAAACUCGUUGGUUAUUAGGUUUAACAGCUACACAAAUUCAUGAUGAAUUAACUACUGCUUAUGGACAAGGUGUAAUUUCAUAUUGUACAGCUACACGACGGAUUCAACGAUUUUCAAAUGAGCAAGAAUCUUUGGAAGAUAAUCCUCGAAGUGGUCGUCUAAUAACCGUCAUCACUCAACAAAAUAUUGAUGCUGUUAAGGAUCUGGUGAACAAUGAUCCACAUAUUAGUAUUGAUUAUAUUGCUGCCAUCUUAGAUAUAUCACAUGGUAGCGUAGAUGCCAUUCUCAAACAGCACCUUGGCUUAAGAAAGAUAACAUCAAAAUGGGUACCUCAUAAACUGACACAAGAACAACGACAACGACGUAUUGACAUUUGUAUCGAAAAUUUACAAAAACUUGAAAGUGGUACCUGGAGACUAUGUGAUAUAGUCACGGGUGAUGAAACUUGGAUUUAUCAUCGAAAAAUUAAAUCAAAAGAACAAACUAAAGCAUGGCUAACAAAAGAUGAAAGUCCUCCAACACAGGUGAGAAGACAACAAUUCGAAAAAAAACAAUGUUUGUUAUUUUUUUUUAUGACAAAUGGACCAUUACUAGUUCAUGAAUUACCUUCUGGGACAUCAAUUAAUGCUAUUUAUUAUCGUGAUGAAUGUUUAAAAAUGCUAGUCAAAAAUUUACAUAAGAAAAGACCAUUAUCAACAACAAAUGGCAUUAAGCUGCAUCAUGAUAAUGCAUGA
Rotaria sordida is the source of this 765-nucleotide messenger RNA. The record is from the annotation of a GenBank genome assembly. Lineage: Eukaryota; Metazoa; Rotifera; Eurotatoria; Philodinida; Philodinidae.